AGACUUGAACAGCCUCCAAAAGCCGUGUAAAACAUGGCAGAGGACUCGAAAGAAAUCCAGACGGUGCCUCGAACAAAAUCAAGUCUAUGGAGAAUGGGUAUCUCGCUCGGAGGUCUGAAACACACCCUGAUAACUCAACGGCGACAGUCCACGCGUAUCAUCACAGAUAUGGUGCACAACAUUGAUCACGUUAUAGAAGGCGAUGGUAAUAUGCUGGCUUCUACCUUGCAUUGGUUCGAGAAAGCAACGCACAUCAAUCGUAGAUACUUGAUCGUUGCUGUGUUCCUGUUUGCUGUGAGUUACCUCUCCUUGGGCCGCAAUGCUGGCACCUUGUGCAACAUAUUGGGAAUGAUUUACCCUAUCUAUGCUUCGAUCAAAGCUUCAGAAAAGUGCUGUAACCAGCAAAGGGAACAUUGGCUUCGAUACUGGAUCGUCUACAGUAUCAUUAAUGUUCUUGAAAUAGCGUUGGAGAUGUUCCUGGUUUGGCUUCCAAUGUAUUACCUGCUGAAGUUCAUAUUUCUGGCCUGGUGCAUGGCUCCCAUCACAGCCAAUGGCUCUCACGUUAUGUACGCGAGCAUUAUAAGACCCUUGUUUCACGAGCACAAUGAGAAAGUUGAAAGUGCCCUGUCUGCUGUGACACAACACUUGACCGCAGAGAAAGAAGUUCCCAUGUCGUUUCGAGAAGCUCUGAACAACGAUGCCGGUGAAGGAUUACACCAACGCUCCCUUUCUGCCGCGGAACAAGAGGACGAAUGACGGACACAAAAAUUGGUAGAAUAUUACCGAAAUUUGAGAUAAGUGGACCGAAGAUGCGCAAAAACAACUAGAAGAUAAGGCAAAACACAUUAAAUGGCUCUUGCGUUUUGAGAUAAGGUUUCAAUUUGUAAAUCACCACAAUUUCAAAACAUCCAACCAGAAUUGUGGCAUUUCAGUGAAAGUCGCUUUCUGCAACGAAAAAAAUAAAUGCUCUCAAAAUGGCAUUGAAACGUUUUUAUU
Dendronephthya gigantea is the source of this 996-nucleotide messenger RNA. Its product is annotated as receptor expression-enhancing protein 5-like. Lineage: Eukaryota; Metazoa; Cnidaria; Anthozoa; Malacalcyonacea; Nephtheidae. The record is from RefSeq and is a predicted model, not a curated record. Bases 34 to 756 code for a protein of 240 amino acids. The transcript has 2 exons.